AUGUUCCGGAACCCGCGCCGCGCCGCCCUCCUCCUCGCCGCCGGCGCCGCGGCGGCGGGAGCGGGGGGCCUCCUCGACCGCCGCGACUACGCCACGGACGUCAGCGUCUCGGUCUCCGCGCCGCUCCGGCAUCUCCUCUCAGCGGCCUCCACGGCGCUCCCCUUCCGCAACCCCCUCCUCGCGCCGUGGCAAGGGGGGUUUCCUAUACUAAAUUCCUUUGCAUCUGCAUCGGAUGCACCCAUUAACGCGAGCAACCAUGGUUCUGGUGGAAACUCAGAUGAUUCGAGAUGUGGCCGAGGAUGUCUAGGCAGGGAUUCAAUUGCCAAUGCUGCAGCUGCAGUUGGUCCUGCUGUUGUAAAUAUUUCCUGUACGCAUGGUGAGAAUGUAACUGCAAUUCAUGGAUGGGCGCUAGAGAAGAGCAUUGGAUCAGGAACUAUAAUAGAUCCAGAUGGGACAAUAUUGACAUGUGCCCAUGUUGUUGCAGAUUUCCAAAGCACAAAACCAGUUCUAAGGGGAAAGGUUAGUGUGACUUUACAAGAUGGUCGUGAAUUUGAAGGCCAUGUCGUCAAUGCUGACCGCCACUCGGAUAUCGCUGUUGUGAAAAUUAAAUCAAAGACACCUUUACCAGCUGCAAUACUUGGAUCAUCAUGUAAUAUUCGACCAGGUGAACAUGUUGUUGCUUUGGGCUGCCCACUUUCUCUUCAGAACACAGUUACAUCUGGCAUUGUGAGUUGUGUUGACCGGAAAAGUAGUGAUCUGGGUCUUGGAGGAAUACGGAGGGAGUAUCUACAAACAGACUGUGCCAUCAAUAGGGGAAACUCUGGAGGCCCUCUUGUGAACCUCGAUGGUGAGAUUAUUGGAGUUAAUGUGAUGAAAGUUUGGGAUGCAGAUGGCUUGAGCUUUGCAGUACCAAUUGACUCUAUUGUGAAAAUUGUGGAGCACUUCAAGAGAAAUGGGAGAGUAGUACGACCGUGGCUUGGUUUAAAGAUGCUUGAUCUUAACCCAAUGGUCAUUGCACAACUUAAAGAAAGAUCAAGUUCUUUUCCAGAUGUAAGGAAAGGUGUGCUUGUUCCAAUGGUUACACCAGGAUGCCCAGCUGAACGUGCAGGAUUUGCUCCUGGGGAUGUAGUUGUUGAGUUUGAUGGUAAACCAGUGGAAAGUAUCAAAGAGAUAAUUGAUAUCAUGGGGGACAAGGUUGGAGUUCCAAUUGAAGUUCUUGUGAAAAGGGCGAACAAUGUAUCUGUGACUUUGACAGUUAUACCAGAGGAAGCAGAUGCCAGCAGAUGACCCACAGUUAAACUAGGAGGAGAAUCUUCCAGUACAACUAUAAUUUUCCUUGGAAUAUAUUUUGUAUAGCCCAUAGAUGUUAUGUUGAGUUCGAACGAAUAACUAGGAAAGACUGAUCAAUCUUUUUCCCCAGAAGGGGAAAAACCGUAGGCAAUUUGGAUGUCGUAAUGCAGUGCUGAGCUGCAAAAUGAGUCAUUUGUAUCAUAUGUUGACAAAUUGAGGUUCAUUUUGCUUCUUUUGGGCAAUACAUGCAAGUUUAGCAUUUCA
Molecule: messenger RNA, 1554 nt
Organism: Lolium rigidum
Lineage: Eukaryota; Viridiplantae; Streptophyta; Magnoliopsida; Poales; Poaceae
Product: putative protease Do-like 14
Exons: 9
Coding region: 1-1287 (428 amino acids)
Biological process (GO): proteolysis
Molecular function (GO): protein binding; serine-type endopeptidase activity
Source: RefSeq, a predicted model, not a curated record